This is a messenger RNA of Dothidotthia symphoricarpi CBS 119687, 4524 nucleotides long. RefSeq names its product FTHFS-domain-containing protein. Lineage: Eukaryota; Fungi; Ascomycota; Dothideomycetes; Pleosporales; Dothidotthiaceae. Bases 82 to 4524 code for a protein of 1480 amino acids. Gene Ontology annotation, molecular function: methenyltetrahydrofolate cyclohydrolase activity; protein binding; formate-tetrahydrofolate ligase activity. Gene Ontology annotation, cellular component: cytosol. Gene Ontology annotation, biological process: tetrahydrofolate interconversion. The transcript has 5 exons. The record is from RefSeq and is a predicted model, not a curated record.
CCUUGACCUGUCAACAGCAACAAGUAGCUCCGCAGCAAACUAUCUUUUCCCUGAACGGCAGCGGACUGGAGGGCAACGACCAUGGCCCCUAUUGAACCGCCCGACGCAAUCGAUAUCCCAACGGUGCUCAAUCGACUCGAGAACCUCAGUGCUGAUGAGUAUGUUCUAGCUUUUGGUCCGGAUGGACGACAGUUCUUUGCUACGCCAAAUGGUUAUUCCGCCACCUAUCUACCUUCGAGAGUCCUGUCGGAUGUAUCUGCCGGUCACGUCAAGAAGAUUAUCUGGGCAUCUUUUGGCAGCGAGCUAGAUUCGUGGUUCUUCUCGUACGAGAUGAGCGACGGUACCCGCACCUGUCGCACUGGGCCUGCGAUUCCGAAAGCGCUACACGAGUUUAUCGAGCAAAUCGGCGAGUCUCCCCAACUCAUGUCGUCUCUACAUGUUCAGCUAGGCGCCCACGAAUCUUUCGUCGUUUGGAGUGGGACGACCUGGGCAUGCCUCAACAUCCCAAAGUCCCUCAAGUCGCAGUUGAUUAAGUUUAGCUCCAUGUACAAGGACUUCGACACAAUUACCAAGGGCUCUUUCAGCAAGCACAGUCAUAGAAAUGUCGCAUGGCAUGGCAGUGGCUCAUUCUACCUCAAGAACGGAAACCAGCACGUCUGGAAAUACUGCUCAGAGGUUAUGCGCCAAGCGUGGUAUGGACUUUGGCAAAAUGACAGUCCCUCGCGCUCACCAAAUCUGUCUAACCUGGCGUAUGUCGCUAUCAAUUCUCAUGCCGCCAGUGGAGAAGCUUUUGCGUUUCUGAAGCAGCAGCAGAAAGGCAAGGAAGUGCCCUUCACCAUCCGUCUUGACCACGACUCCACGUACUCUAGCUUGCCAUCAAGCCGUCAACCUUUGCCACCAGAUGAUCGGCUCGAGCAUGUAGCUCAAGAACCGGAUCAGCCAAGUCACUAUUGUUGGGCUAUCAGCAAGAAGACUGGACGUCCACACCCGAGAGAUGCAAGGGAGCUGGAGCUGAGGAAGAACGAAAGGGUCAAAAUAUUGGAGGACAUGGGGCGGGAUUGGUUCAUGGCUCAGGACAGGAAAGGUCUCAAGGGAUGGGUUCACCGGUCCUGGCUCUCCUUUGGCGAUGAGGAGCCCAAAGCAGACGCGAAAGCAAUCUACUCCCGGUUUGCGCAGGACAUGCAGAAGUUCCUGGUUCCUGGCCAACUGCGGAGCUUUCCGUGUUUGAAGGAAUACAUGAACACCUGUGUCAAGGAUGAGUGCAAGCUGCUCAAACAAGACAGCCUGCUUGGAAUCUGCCUCCACGACUUGCAGAAUUUGUUGAUGGGCUCGGGCGAGUAUUCGUAUGGAUGGUUGAAGGAAGAACGCAACGUCUGGCACCCGGACAAAUUUGCUCGGUACUGCCAUGCAGAUCACAAAGAAGGGUUGAAGGCGCAUGCAGAGGACAUGUUUGUCAUGUAUGGGAUCCUGAUGGACAAGUGCAUGACUGACGAUGGCAAUGGGCAGAAUUGGCAGCUGGACUUGAUAACUGCUUUGGAUGAUAUGAGACUGAGGAUGCCGAUGAGCGGACGCGUUUUUACUCUCGCUACAGCUACCCCGCCCAGGCAGAUUCUCGCGCGAGCACCCCGCCACUUGUAUACUCUGUUGUACACGUCUCCGUCGGCCAGUGGCAGCAGGACGUUUUGCAGCACGCGGAUCAGUAUGACGGCCACCAAGAUUGAUGGGACGGCCAUUGCCAAGGGCAUCCGCGAGCGGCUGGGGGCGCAGAUCAAGAAGAGGCAGGAGGUGAAUGCGCGGUACAGGCCGAACUUGAAGAUUGUGCAGAUCGGUGACCGGUCGGAUUCGUCGACGUAUGUGCGCAUGAAGCUCAAGGCGGCUGAGGAGGCCAACAUCGACUGCGAGCUCGUCCACCUGCCCGAGGACAUCAGCGAGAGCGACCUGCUGUACCAGAUCGACGAGUACAACAACGACCCCGCCGUGCACGGCAUCCUGGUCCAGCUGCCGCUGCCCAAGCACAUCUCCGAGCACACCGUCACGUCGGCCGUCGCCGACGAGAAGGACGUCGAUGGCUUCGGCAUCCAGAGCAUCGGCGAGCUGGCCAAGCGCGGGGGCAAGCCGCUGUUCACGCCGUGCACCCCCAAGGGCGUCAUGGUGCUGCUGCAGGAGGCGGGCGUCGACAUCAGCGGCAAGAACGCCGUCGUGCUGGGCCGCAGCGACAUUGUGGGCAGCCCCGUCAGCUACCUGCUGAAGAACGCCGACGCGACCGUGACCGUGUGCCACUCGCGCACUGCCAACCUGCCCGACGUCGUCCGGCAGGCGGAUAUCGUCGUCGCCGCCAUCGGCAAGGCGCAGUUCGUCAAGGGCGACUGGCUCAAGCCCGGCGCCGUCGUCAUCGACGUGGGCACCAACUUCAUCCCCGACGACACCAAGAAGAGCGGCCAGCGCCUGGUGGGCGACGUCGACUACGACUCGGCCGUUGAGAUCGCGUCCCACAUCACGCCCGUCCCCGGCGGCGUGGGGCCCAUGACGAUUGCUAUGCUGCUGCAGAACCUCGUCGACUCGGCCGACGCCACGUUUGACCGCGAGAAGAAGCGCAAGAUCUCGCCCAUCCCGCUCAAGCUCGAGGACCCCAUCCCCGCCGACCACGUCAUCUCGCGCAAGCAGCACCCCAAGCAGAUCACCACCGUCGCCAGGGAGGUCGGUAUCCUGCCGUCCGAGCUGGAGCCGUACGGCGCGACCAAGGCCAAGGUCGACCUGUCUCUGCUGAAGCGCCUCGACUACCGCCGCAAUGGACGCUACGUCCUCAUCGCCGGCAUCACGCCCACCCCGCUCGGCGAGGGCAAGUCGACGACCACGAUUGGUGUCGCCCAGGCGUUGGGCGCACAUCUCGGCAAGAUCUGCUUUGCCAACGUGCGACAGCCCAGCAUGGGGCCGACCUUUGGCAUUAAGGGUGGCGCGGCCGGUGGAGGCUACAGCCAGGUCAUCCCCAUGGACCAGUUCAACCUCCAUCUCACGGGCGACAUCCACGCCAUCACCGCCGCCAACAACUUGCUCGCCGCUGCCAUCGAGACGCGCAUGUUCCACGAGAACACACAAAAGGACGGCCCGCUGUACAAGCGCCUGGUGCCGGCUAAGAAGAGCGGACGCGAGUUUGCCCCUGUCAUGUUCCGCCGUCUCAAGAAGCUCGGCAUCGACAAGACGAACCCCGACGACUUGACCGAGGACGAGAUCAGGAGGUUUGCCCGACUGGACAUUGACCCUGACACGAUCACGUGGCGACGCGUUCUCGACGUCAACGACAGGCAUCUGCGACACAUCACCAUCGGCCAGGCAGCGACAGAAAAGGGCCACACGCGUGAGACCGGAUUCGACAUCUCAGUUGCCAGCGAGUGCAUGGCCAUCCUCGCCCUCAGCAACGACCUUGCAGAUAUGCGAGAGCGCCUCGGCCGCAUGGUCAUUGCCAGCUCCCGCGCCGGCGACCCCGUCACCUGCGACGACAUCGGCGCGGGCGGCGCUCUGACCGCUCUCCUCGUCGACGCCAUCAAGCCAAACAUGAUGCAGACACUAGAAGGCACACCCGUCUUCGUGCACGCCGGUCCCUUUGCAAACAUCAGCAUCGGCGCCUCAUCCGUCCUCGCCGACAAGCUCGCCCUCAAGCUCGCAGGCACAGAACCCGACGAGGACCAUGAUGAGAAAACGGGUUUCGUCGUCACAGAAGCCGGCUUCGACUUCACCAUGGGCGGCGAGCGCUUCUUCAACAUCAAAUGCCGCUCCUCGGGCCUCGUCCCCGACACAGUCGUCAUCGUCGCCACAGUCCGCGCCCUCAAAGUCCACGGCGGCGGCCCGGAAAUCAAACCAGGCGCCCAACUCCAGGAAGUCUACCGCACGGAGAAUAUCGAGCUCCUGCGCGCUGGCUGCGUGAAUAUGAAGAAACAUAUUGAAAAUGCAAGGGCGUAUGGCGUCCCUGUCGUCGUGGCUAUAAACCGCUUCGCGACAGAUACUCAGGCGGAAAUCGACGUUAUUCGCGACGAAGCUAUCGCUGCGGGCGCAGAGGACGCUAUACCCGCUAACCACUUCGCCGAGGGCGGAAAGGGCGCUAUCGACCUCGCUAAGGGUAUCAUCGCCGCCUCUGCAAAGCCGAAACCGGACUUCAAACUGCUGUACGACCUUGACAAUACGGUACAGGAGCGCAUGGAUAUCAUCGCCAAGCAAAUGUACGGCGCCGAAGCCGUGACGUUCUCGGACCUCGCGCAGAAGAAGGUGGAUAUGUAUGUUAAGCAGGGUUUGGGCAAUUUACCUAUCUGUGUGGCGAAGACGCAGUACUCGCUUUCGCAUGAUGCGGCGCUUAAGGGCGCGCCGGAGGGGUUCACGGUUCCGAUAAGGGAUGUUAGGAUGGCGGCUGGUGCCGGGUAUUUGUAUGCGCUUGCGGCGGAUAUACAGACUAUUCCGGGACUGCCGACGGCGCCGGGGUAUUUGAAUAUUGAGGUUGAUGUGGAGAGUGGGGAGAUUGCGGGGAUGUUUUAG